This is a messenger RNA of Dovyalis caffra, 1017 nucleotides long. The record is from the annotation of a GenBank genome assembly. Lineage: Eukaryota; Viridiplantae; Streptophyta; Magnoliopsida; Malpighiales; Salicaceae.
AUGAAUACGCGGUACACCUUUCCAAUGAAUUCGUUCUGUAGUUCAAGUCCUGCGGCAUCUCCAGCAGGAGAAGAGCAUGGAACUGUGUCUCUCAGAAACAGGUCUCCUCGCACUCCCCCUUCAUCGUUAUUGAUAAGAACAGCGAUGAGAAUUUCUAGAGCAAGAUGGUUCACCUUCUUGAGAAGAGUAUUCCACUACCAGAAUGGCUCAAGGUCUAAUCUUGGGUCUAAUCCUUUCAAUUCUAGCACUUGGAUGAUGCUGGAGUUUGUAGCUUUGGUCAUUCAAAUAAGUAUCACCUCGUUCACCCUGGCUAUUUCCAAGGCAGAGAAGCCAGUUUGGCCUGUGAGAAUAUGGAUUAUUGGUUAUAAUAUUGGCUGUGUCCUUAGUCUGCUGAUGCUCUAUGGGCGUUACCGGCAAAUUAACGCAACUCAAGGCAAUGGUUUUGCCCUACCUGAUUUGGAACAACAAGGGGGCAGUGAGGAAUCCAGGUACUCAAUUUUGAUGCACAAGUGCCGGACUUCACUCGAACUCUUCUUUGCAAUAUGGUUUGUAAUGGGUAAUGUUUGGGUCUUUGAUUCUCGCUUUGGAUCUUACCACCGUGCUCCGAAACUCCAUGUGCUAUGCAUCUCUCUACUUGCUUGGAAUGCUCUCAGUUACUCAUUUCCAUUUCUGUUGUUUCUACUGCUAUGUUGUUGCGUGCCGCUCAUUAGCACUGUCCUUGGUUACAACAUGAGCAUGGGAUCUGCCGAGAAAGGGGCAUCCGAUGACCAAAUCUCCAGUCUACCAAGUUGGAGUUACAAAGCAGUUGACAUCAAUUCGGAGUUUCACAGUAAUGUUGAUUGUAAUUCAACCAUUGCAAGUGAAGAUCUGGAAUGCUGUAUCUGUCUAGCCAAGUAUAAAGAUAAAGAAGAAGUUAGGCAAUUGCCAUGUUCCCAUAUGUUUCACCUCAAGUGUGUAGAUCAAUGGCUUCGAAUUAUAUCCUGCUGCCCUCUCUGUAAACAAGAAUUAAAGAGAUAG